ACAUCAUUCAUCAUCUCAUGUCGAGCGCCACGCUGAAGUUCGGAGCCUCGUUCAAAAAGGUGGACGGCACUCUGUCGGUCACCUCGACGCACAUCACGUGGAACCCGGCUCCGGCGGGGGCAAUGGACAGGCAGCACCAGGCACUGAACCGAGUGAUAAACAUGCUUGCGAGCAAGGCCGGCUCAGCCCGCACGUCGUUGAAGCUCGUGUUCAAGGACGACAUUCCCGCGGGCGGCCUCCUGUUCACCUUCACGGGACCGAACAAGGACGUGGACCGGCAGGCGGUGCAGGACCGCCUGAUUCCGUACGUGAGCGCGAAUCGCGCACCCGGCGGCACGGCGGCGCCCGCCCCAAACCCCGCCGUGGCGGCGGUAGCGUCCGCGUCCACUCCGACGAGCACCCCCGGCUCCCCCGCCCCCGGAACGCCAGGGACGCCGGCGAGCAUCGCGCGCAAGCGCAAGGCCGACGAAAUGACGCCUGCGGACGCCGAGGCGCGGCGGCGCAUGAACAAGGUCCGCGAGCGCGUGCUCCGCAGCAAUCCUACACUGCAAGUCCUGCACCGUGAGCUUGUGCUCGGCCAAAAGAUCACGGAGGAGGAGUUUUGGGACGGCAAGCAGCGCCAGGCGCUGCUCAAGUCCGAGGAACUGGCGUAUGCGCAGCGGCCGGGCCGGCCCUCGCGCCUGCUUGACGACCGUUAUGAUUUGAGCGGGGACAAGCGCAACGAGACGUUCCGCGGCGGUACCGGUGUAGGCUUGAAGAAAGUCGAGAGCGGGCCGAGCGUCAUCAACCUCACGAAAGAGCUUACGCGGGAAAUCUUCGAGGAGUUCCCGGUCGUACAGGACGCCUACUUCAAGAACGUGCCGCGCAUCAGCGAGAGCGAGUUCUGGACACGCUACUUCUCCAGCACGUUGUGGGAGCGGCAUCGCGCCAGUGUGCGCAAGACAGCGCUGGACGAGGGUUCGCGCCGCAAGGACGACAUCUUCGAUGCCUAUCUCGAGGACCCCGACUGGGAGAUCCAGCCGCGGAAGAAGAUGCCCGACUCAGUCGAGAAGUAUCUCGACCUCGCAGCGACCGAGGAAGAUCACGGCGACUCGAGCACGAUCCGCGACGUGACCAUGCAGGCUGGCAAGGAGCGGUCGAGUCUCCCCCUUAUCCGCCGAUUCAACCAGCACAGCGAGAAGUUGCUGCGCGCCGGGCGCCAAGACCCCAUCUCCCUAACGCCCUCGUCCGAGAUAUAUGAGCAGAUCGACAUGACCGACCUGCAUGCGCCAGCCGCGCCAGCCGUCAUCCCGCUCGAGGUGGUAGACGCGACGACCGACGACAAGGGCGGGCCGCGCGGCAUUCUCCCUGGCCGCGCCGACGCCGACCUGCUUGCAAUGGCUAACGCCGAGGCAGCGCGCAUCGCGUCCUGGGACGCAGACUUCCCCUCUGUCUGCCUUCCUAAUCCCGAGCCGACAAAGGGUGGCCCCGGCCCCGGCACGAAGGAGUACGACGCAUACGCGUACCAGCGCGAUACACAGUUUAUCGCGCAACGCGUCGUGCGCGAUAUGCACAACGCAAGUAAUGCCGAGGACGCCGUCUAUCCCAAUCUGCCCCAGAAGAUAGUGGACGACAUGCGCUCGUGCCAUAACGCAGCAUCUGAGUUUCUACGGCAGUACUGGGCUGCCGUGCUCCCUCCAGCGGCUGGGACGCUCGCGACUAACCAUACACCGGCGAUGCGCGCCGCGCGCGCGGCGAAGAUGGCCAAGUACCUCGAGGGAACGGAGGGUAAGGUCGAGGCCAUUGUGAUGACGGCGCAGAUGGAGAAGGCGGACCCGGCACGCGUACGCGCCGCCUUGGCACCGACGCUCGGCGCUGUUGCCGUCGCGCUCAGGCGCGAGAAGGCACGCGUAGCUAAGGGGUAGCGUCCAUCAGAAUCGGGCGAGUGGGCCGGGAGGAAGAGGGAUCAGGGCAUUUGUGUAUCACAACAUCGAGGAGCAGAUGGUUGAUGUAACUGUAUCAUAAUUCAUG
Cutaneotrichosporon oleaginosum is the source of this 2010-nucleotide messenger RNA. RefSeq lists its product as uncharacterized. The record is from RefSeq and is a predicted model, not a curated record. Gene Ontology annotation, biological process: nucleotide-excision repair; transcription by RNA polymerase I; transcription by RNA polymerase II. Lineage: Eukaryota; Fungi; Basidiomycota; Tremellomycetes; Trichosporonales; Trichosporonaceae. Gene Ontology annotation, cellular component: transcription factor TFIIH holo complex; transcription factor TFIIH core complex.